This is a messenger RNA of Hevea brasiliensis (rubber tree), 915 nucleotides long. RefSeq lists its product as uncharacterized. Bases 334 to 693 code for a protein of 119 amino acids. Gene Ontology annotation, molecular function: metal ion binding. NCBI's taxonomy places the organism in Eukaryota, Viridiplantae, Streptophyta, Magnoliopsida, Malpighiales, Euphorbiaceae. The transcript has 3 exons. The record is from RefSeq and is a predicted model, not a curated record.
ACAGAAUAAUUAUUGCGGAGAAAAUUCAGAAACAGUGGUAGGUGUGGGCCUUGCUCUGAGAAAGAGGCAUCUGCGUCACAAAGGCCUUUUCCAAUUCAACAUGCUUCCAAUUGUUAUCCUAAAAUGUUUCAUCUUCAUUCCUUGUUCUUGUUCUCUAACAAUUGAAGCAUAUAUAAAAAGAUAGACUUGCUCCAUCAGUGCAGCAGCAGCCGUUCUUCGAUCGUUUUCUGUGUCUUUGUCUCUCUGUCUUUCUCUGUGCAAGAUGAGAUUUAACUUGUUACCUUCUUUAUAUGAAUAUUUUAUUUUUCUGUAAAAGUCUACCAUAAAGGAGAGAUGGCUCUUGCUAAUCGGCCUAAGAAGGAGACGCCCAGUUUUGUAUGCAAGAAGCCGAAGAAUAUGCUACUUCCUGGAACUAGCCUUGCCUCUGUUGAAUCCUUAUCUGUCCCUCUUGUCCAGGAAGUUGUUCUCUCAGCAGAUAUUCGAUGUGCUGAAUGUCAAAUGAGAAUAGCUGAAAUAAUGUCAAGAAUGGCUGAGACUGAAUCUGUGUCAGUUAAUGUGUUGGAGAAGAAGGUAACUCUUAUUUGUAGAUAUCCUGGUGUUAAAGUACCCACAAGGCAAGUUGCUGCUGUGUACAGGAAUCCUUUCAACAAAAUUGCCAUGUUCAAGCGCAUUUUUCGCGCCACCAGCAGUUGAUUGCUUGUAUAAACGUUCCAACAUGCCAGAUAGUGUUAUCAGUCCGGAUAUAGGUAUAGUGUUAUCAGUCCUGAUAUAGGUAUUGUGGGGUCUCUGUAGAUGUACGUGGGUGCAAUGAAUGCAGUGUUAACUGUCGAGGGUGUGGCUUGUUUUUCUGCUUAAAAUUUUAACUGCAAGAAAAUGUGUAUAUUACUCUGGUUGAAAGGAAAAUUCUUAUUUAAA